GAAGACUGCCUUGCUCAGCCGGGCCGAACAAGCGGAGGCUGCUCUUACUGAAAGAACCGCCAAACUCUCCGGCUUAAAACGCCAUGUAUCGCAGAUGGUCUCCGCAAUCUUCCGUCCCAGAUGCUCCAAUCUCAAUCAGAACAUGCUGACCAAGCUGAAGGCUGUUUACACCUUGGUGGAGCAACUCUACACCGGGUCACAGCGUGCUUUAGCCGUUGUGGCUCUGUCCAAUGAGGUUCCCACUCACCUGGCAGACGUACUCAGGCGGCUUGCCGUACUUCCUCAACGCUUCCAAGAGCUGAGAUGGGCUUCUGCAAGAGCCGGAGCUAUAGCUGCUCUGAGCCGGGCCAAGGCGUUUCUACCGGAGCUAGACCCGGCCGACAUCGCUCUUGGAUACCCCAGCCUGAAGGAAGACGGCACCCCCUUUGACCAUAAAGACUUCGCCACCUGUGUAAAGAGCGUGCGCCCGUUACAGUCCCCUGGAUUCUACAUGAAACCGUGGACUGCCUUCUCCAGGGCGCUCGCCGAUUAG
Aegilops tauschii subsp. strangulata is the source of this 532-nucleotide messenger RNA. The record is from RefSeq and is a predicted model, not a curated record. Lineage: Eukaryota; Viridiplantae; Streptophyta; Magnoliopsida; Poales; Poaceae.